Molecule: messenger RNA, 1391 nt
Organism: Cyprinus carpio (common carp)
Lineage: Eukaryota; Metazoa; Chordata; Actinopteri; Cypriniformes; Cyprinidae
Gene: gnb1a
Product: guanine nucleotide binding protein (G protein), beta polypeptide 1a
Exons: 10
Coding region: 423-1391 (322 amino acids)
Biological process (GO): G protein-coupled receptor signaling pathway
Cellular component (GO): cytoplasm; heterotrimeric G-protein complex
Molecular function (GO): protein binding; signaling receptor complex adaptor activity
Source: RefSeq, a predicted model, not a curated record
UUUCCCAGUGCUGAGAGCAGGGUCACCGCGCCCAUCUCUGCUGUCUGAUGGCCGGAGCGAGCGCCUGACAGAGAGAACGCAGAAGAGCCACUCCAGCGCCGGAGAACGACGAGUGCGGGACCUACACGAAAGGCCGAAUUUGGACCGAGCGUUGUGUCGACCGCGUUUACCACAGGGCAUCUGCGUGAAGCUCGCGUUAUUUGGACCAGAAUCGGCGCGGUUGCAGCUGUCGCGGCUGCGGGUUCGGGGAGUGCCGCUCUCCGCUGACUGACUGACGGACUGUCUGCAGGUCGGGCAGCUGUGGAUCUCUCCUCGCCGUUUACAGUAAAUGAUAGACACACGACGAACUGUCCCGACAGAACACAGAUCAGUGCGAGCGCCAGUGAGCGGACGGAGUGAAGCCCAUCGCCUAGCAGAAGAAAAUGAGCGAACUCGACCAGUUACGCCAGGAGGCUGAACAGCUGAAAAACCAGAUCAGAGAUGCACGGAAAGCAUGUGCGGAUGCCACCCUCUCUCAGAUCACAGCCAAUAUUGAGCCUGUGGGGCGGAUUCAGAUGCGCACUAGACGGACACUGAGGGGACACUUGGCAAAGAUCUACGCCAUGCACUGGGGCACUGACUCAAGGCUGAUGGUCUUCAGCCACAUGCACGCAGUGCACGCUAUUCCGCUGCGCUCCUCGUGGGUGAUGACCUGCGCCUAUGCGCCGUCUGGAAACUAUGUGGCCUGUGGAGGCUUGGAUAACAUUUGCUCCAUCUACAACCUGAAGACCCGCGAGGGGAACGUGCGCGUCAGCCGUGAACUGGCCGGACACACAGGCUACCUGUCCUGCUGCCGCUUCCUGGACGAUAACCAGAUUGUCACCAGCUCAGGCGACACCAGCUGUGCUCUGUGGGAUAUCGAGACCGGGCAGCAGACGACCACAUUCGCAGGUCACACCGGUGAUGUAAUGUCACUGUCUCUGGCCCCGGAUACACGUCUGUUCGUGUCGGGCGCCUGUGACGCCUCUGCUAAGCUCUGGGACGUCAGAGAAGGCAUGUGCAGGCAAACUUUCACCGGCCACGAGUCCGACAUCAACGCCAUCUGUUUCUUCCCCAACGGAAAUGCAUUUGCCACGGGCUCGGACGACGCCACCUGCAGGCUGUUUGACCUGCGUGCCGAUCAGGAGCUGAUGGUUUACUCUCACGACAACAUCAUCUGUGGGAUCACCUCCGUGGCCUUUUCCAAAAGCGGACGCCUGCUGCUCGCCGGCUACGACGAUUUCAACUGCAACGUGUGGGAUGCUCUUAAAGCGGACCGCGCAGGGGUUUUGGCGGGUCACGAUAACCGCGUCAGCUGCUUGGGUGUAACUGACGAAGUUACCUCAAUAUCUACAAUCAAAUCCGAAAGUUAA